Messenger RNA from Zea mays, 970 nucleotides. Its product is annotated as auxin-induced protein X10A. The coding region runs from base 81 to 464 and encodes 127 amino acids. Lineage: Eukaryota; Viridiplantae; Streptophyta; Magnoliopsida; Poales; Poaceae. The record is from RefSeq and is a predicted model, not a curated record. Gene Ontology annotation, biological process: response to auxin. The transcript has a single exon.
AUAUACACUGCGCCCAACCACAUUGCCACACAUACACAUACACACCUGGUGGUCACCCCUUUGGAUGUCCACAGACAGGCAUGAAGGCAGGGUCCAAGCAGAGGAGGAGAUUCCUCAACCUCAAAGCCUUCCUCCAUGCGUGGAAGAGGCUCGCCGCCGCUGAGACGGCGGGCGGCGCUGGGUGGGCCCAGCUCGACGGCGGCGAGGGCGAGGCCGCCAUCCCCAGGGACGUGCCCAGGGGCCACACGGUGGUGUACGUCGGGGAGGCGCUGAGGCGGUACGUUGUCAGGGUGUCCUCCCUCGACCACCCGCUGUUCCGCGACCUGCUCGACCGGGCGCGGGACGAGUACGGCUUCGCCGCCGCCGACACCAGGCUGUGCCUCCCCUGCGACGAGGACAUGUUCCUCGCUGUCCUCUGCCAUGUCGACGCCCAGCGCGAGUGGAGCCCGGCACUGUGCAGCUGACCGCGGUACCGGCCCGCCCUCGUUGUAUUUGACCGCCUCUGUGUUCCGUAAUUCAGCUCGAGAUGUUCAAAAAACCAUUAUGGGUGUAGGCUGAAUUAUAGGGUAUAGGCUGUAGAGCAAGCUAGCAAUUAGCUCCAGUGUGGUCCAUAACCAUAUUGUGCCCCAACUUUUCAAGGAUGCACCGCAAGGUGCUUUGAAUUGUUUUAGAUGCAACUGUAAAGAGUCCGUAACCGGGAGAGGCAUGCACGCAUCCGAGUGCCGGGGCAGGCCGGGGUACACUGCCAUUUCUGGCACAUAUUGUGGCCUCAAGAGUGUGCCCAUGGCUGAACUUACAACCAGCUGGUUUCCCUUGCAAGAGGUGACGCACGAAUGCACUUUUGUAGAGUGCCAUGACACGCCUUACACGCAUGAACAUUUGACCUGUACGGUGGCACUAGAAUGUGCCGCAAACAGACCAAGGCGAACCCGACUAAUUAUACAGACCAGAUGCCAAUAGAUUCUAAAUU